Molecule: messenger RNA, 6236 nt
Organism: Monomorium pharaonis (pharaoh ant)
Lineage: Eukaryota; Metazoa; Arthropoda; Insecta; Hymenoptera; Formicidae
Product: ras GTPase-activating-like protein IQGAP1
Exons: 19
Coding region: 276-5252 (1658 amino acids)
Biological process (GO): regulation of GTPase activity; regulation of actin cytoskeleton organization
Cellular component (GO): cytoplasm
Molecular function (GO): GTPase activator activity; actin filament binding; calmodulin binding
Source: RefSeq, a predicted model, not a curated record
CGCGUCUAGAUACUCGUCUAUGGCUACGGUCCACUUGACGCGCUACAAACGUUUCAAAGCAUUCUUUGAUUGGUCAAUUUCGUAAAAACUUUGUUUCGAUUGGUCGCACUGUUAUAUUCGGGGAUACUGUUUGUUCCAUAUUGUUGUCCACCCUGAUCGGUGCUACCACGAGCGAUAAUAAAUUUGAAAUUUGGAGAGUGUAACGUAUCGCUCAAUGUUUUUCACCUGUUGCUCUCGGAUUUUUGUAUGACAGCAAUCUCUACGUCUCUUCCAAGAUGGUAAACGUUACUGGUAUUUUGACGAAGGAUAAAAAAGAAAAUACGAGGAUAUCUGCAGAGGAUAUGGACGAGGCACGCAAAAGAGAUCUGUCAUAUCUCUAUCUUUGCCACUUGGAAGAAGCCAAAAAGUGGAUGGAAGCGUGUUUAAGGGAAACUUUACCUCCAUCGACUGAACUAGAGGAGAACCUUCGCAAUGGAGUGUAUCUGGCUAAACUCGGCCAUUUUAUGGCACCCAACAUUUUGCCACUGAAUAAAAUCUAUGAUGCUGAACAGCGCAGAUACAAAUCUGCUGGAUUACAGUUUCGUCAUACAGACAAUAUAAAUUAUUUUCUGAAAUGUCUGGGAUCCGCGCAACUACCAUUGACAUUUCUGCCAGAAACAACAGAUAUAUAUGAUAAGAAGAAUAUGCCACGACUGAUAUAUUGCAUCCAUGCUCUUAGUAAACAUUUAUUUAAAUAUGGGAAAGCUCCACUAAUGCCAGAUUUGUAUGGAAAAGUAAAUUUCUCAGAGGAAGAAAUUGAUACCGUUACUAAAGAAUUGCAAAAACAUGGCAUUCAAAUGCCCGCCUUUCAAAAAAUAGGAUGUUUAUUAACAAACAGCACUACUAUAGAUACAGCUACUCUUCACGACGCUGUGAUUGCAAUUAAUCAAGCUAUAAUAGAUAAUGAUAAUGAUAAAAUUUUACAAAAACUUCGAAGUAAAGAGAUACAGUUAAGUAAUGUUGAACCUGCUUACAUAGAAAGAUAUACCAAGGCAUUGUCAGAAGCUAAAACUGCGAAAACGGAGGCGGCACUUAAUAAGUCUCUUAACGACAGUUACGUAUCGGAUGAAUAUGAUGAAUUAUUAACGCAAGCAGAAAUACAGGGACAUAUUAAUUAUGUAAAUGUUUCUUGUGCGCUCGAAGGUAUUGUUUCUUCUUUAUCACAUGACAACGCUAAAAUACUUGCUGCUUUAAAAAUGCCGGCAUUAUCUUUCAAGAAUGUAUUGUCUGAAAAUGUUGAAGAAUAUAAAGAACAAUUAAUGCUGAUAUUGAAUAAAUUCGAAUGGAAUGAUACAUAUCCAUCUGAAAGCAUUCAGUACUGGACAGAUACGUUUCAGAAUGCGAUUAAGAAAGGAAACGAGAAUGCACAACAACGUCGCAAACGAGAAAAAACUAUUGAAUGUUUAAAUAUGGCUUUAGAAUCUGAGGACAAAGAAAAGUUUUAUGAGAUCUUGCAAACGCCAUGUCUGGAAAUUUCUCAUUGCAUUGAUGAAUUUGCAGUUCCAUUGUAUUAUCAAGAGUUGAAGGAAGAUCACAUAGACUCUGGAAUUAAUAUUACUUACGCUGAUUUAGUCGCUUGUAUACCUAUCUUAUCUGUUAUUGCUGCUAUUACUAAAGCGGUGGACACAGGAAAUCCAGAUUUUGUAUAUGAAAAGUUGUCGAAUCCUGAUACACGUUUAGCUGGACUGGAUGAAUUUAAUAAAGUAAAGUAUGCUCAGACACUAACAGCGGCUCGGCGAACAAAGCUGAGAAUGUCCCAGGAAUGCUCUAUAUUAACUUACAGUGACAUUCAAGAAUGCAUCGAUUCGGUGAAUGCUCAGUGCGAUGAAGGUUUUGAAGUUAUACAGAUUUUGCAGCAAAUUAAUCGAACCGUAGCAGCAAACAAUCAUGAAGGUAUGAUGAAAGCCUUGAAAAUGAUUACCGAAAAGUUCGAUAUUCCUACAUAUCCACAUGACGCAUCGCUUUAUUUGAAGUUAUUUAAAAAACGUUUAUUUGAAAAAGAAUUUGACGAAUCUGAAUUAUGGCUGGAAGAUGUCAAAGCUAUAGCAGAGACAGUGACCUCAGAGAUUGAAGAAAUGCAAGAAAUAAUUAUAUUUUUGCGCAAUAUUAACACACACCUGGAAAAUGAUAAUAUGUUAGAAACUCUUGACUGUUUGGAAACGCUUGAUAUAUCUGAAAGAUUUAAAGAACUCGCUGAAGAAUGUCAAGAAAGAUGUUUUCUAGCAUUACGGCAGUUACAAAGGCGAAAGCGCAAAAUGUACAGUUGCCCAUAUGUUUGCUAUACUACCAAUAAAGGAAAUAAAAUUUAUAUUGAUUUGGAAAAUGGAAGGUAUGCGUGGGAACGCCCGAUAAAUUUUACAAAAACUUAUCAUCUUACUAUGGAUGAUAUAAAUGAAACGAUUAAAUCUAUUGUAGCAGAGAAACGUGAAGAAAAUUAUAUGAUGUAUGAUGAAGAAUUAUUUACUAAAUUUCAAGCUUGCAUUAGAGGAUAUUUGUUGCGUAAGAGAAUUGAGGAUAGAUAUGCAUAUUUUGAUGAUAAUCUGAAAAAAAUUAUCAUGAUACAAGCAUGGUGGAGAGGUAUCAGACAACGAAAACAAUAUCAUAAAUUAUUGAAAAGGAGACAAAAUUUUUUAUUACAGCAGAUUAAAUCUUUAAAUGCAAAAACAAAUAACAAGAAUGACAAGUUAUGUCAAAAUAAAUUAUUAAAUGCAAGAGCAAAUGACAAGGGUGAUAGAUUAAGUCGAUAUAAAAGACAUGAAAACAAGAUAAUUAAGAUACAAGCUCUGUGGCGCGGCCGAGCAUCGAGAAAGGCUUUUCAUUCUUUACUGCGUUCGGAGAAACCGUCGUUUCCUGUAGUCAGAUAUUUUUCGACUGUACUAGGUUUUAGUGCCGAAGAUUAUGACAAGGAUUUGGAAUUACAAAAAUUAAAACACGAAGUGGUCCAAUGUAUAAGACACAACCAGAAUCUAUCGGAACAGUUGAAUAGCAUGUUUGUUAAAAUUGGAUUACUGAUCCAGAACAGAAUAGCGUUACAGGAUGUGGUGGCGCACGGCAAAAGUCUGGAUACUCUUGCGAAAGACAAGAACAUAAGCAAAGAUCAAAACGUUUUAACCGAUAUUUCUACGAUGACGCACAAAGGUCUCAAAUCAUUAACGAAAGAAGGCCGUAAGAUGCUGGAAGGUUAUCAACAUUUGUUUUACGCGUUACAGACGAAUCCACAGUAUUUGUCGAAAUUGUUGUAUUUGCCUCCCAGUAACAAAUCGAACAAAUUAUUUCUGAAGAAUAUCAUUUUGACACUGUUUAAUUUUGGAUCAAACACCCGGGAAGAUUAUUUGCUGCUGAAACUCUUCGGUUACGCGUUGAGAGAGGAAAUCAAAUGUAAUUGUCAUCAGCCCUCCGAUGUGUUAACUGGCAAGCCUCUAGUUCGCGAAAUGGUAGUUAAUUAUGCGAAGCAAUUUAAUGGUCAGGGAUCAUUAAAGCAGAUUGUAGGUCCGUUGAUCGAGAAAGUUCUGGGGGAGAAAGAUCUGUGCAUAGAAACAAAUCCGGUAGAUAUAUACAAGUUUUGGCGGAAUCAAAUGGAAAUGGAAUGCGGCCAAUCUUUGGAUAUGCCUCACGCGGUGUCUCAGGAACAAGCGCUGAAACAUAUUCCAGUGCAGGAGUCACUCACGCGAGCGAUUAAUCAAUUGAAAAAGAUAUCCCUCGAGUUUCUCGACAGGAUAACACAAUCCCGCGAUUUAAUUCCUUAUGGAAUGCUUUACGUUUCAAAAGUCUUGUACAACACUCUGAUGGAGAAGUUUUCGCAUGCACCUGAGAAAGAUAUUUUGAAGGCGGUUGGCAAUUUGAUUUACUAUCACUUCAUCAACGCCGCGAUCGUGGCACCAGACACCUUCGAUAUCGUUACAUUGCCAGUUGACAAAACAUUGUCCUCCUGCCAGAGGAAAAAUCUGGCCAGUAUAGCCAAGGUAUUGCAGUUCUCCACCUCGAAGAAAGGUUUCGGCGAAGAGGCACCGCAUUUGGAAUGCUUGAAUCAGUUCAUAAUUGCCUGCCACGAGAAAUUCAAGGACUUUUUCCGAUAUUGUUGUCAAGUGGAGGACCUCGAGGAGCACUUCAACAUUCACGAGUAUACAGAGGCGACGCUUAUACAAAAUCCAGAAAUAUGCAUAUCUUUGCAGGAAAUAUGCGAGAUGCAUGCCUUAAUGUUGAAUUACGAGGACCAAAUAGCACCAGAUCCGUCCGAUCCUUUACACGACUUGCUGGAUGAUCUGGGUUCGGCGCCAACCGUGGCGUCAUUGCUUGGGAUAUCCAAAGAGACGUACGACGCGAACUUGGCACGCUACAGCAAGCAAGAGGUAUGCCUGGUACUGACCAACAAGUUCCAAGUGCCCCGGAACGAUGACACGAAUCUAAGCAACCUCUUCGUGAAAGCAAAAGAGUUGCUCGUGUCAGUUAUCCCGUUUUUGAAAAGGUCGACCUUGAUGGAGUCCUUGGAGACUAUAUCCUCUCCAAUGUGUGUGAAGCUAUUGGACUACUCUUCCAUGUCGCCAACAGUUCGCGAGAACUCGUCUAUAAAUGAUUGUAAAAUGCAAUUGCGCGCUUAUCUCAAUAAACUCGAGCUUGAGGGAUGGGUCAGUCGUAAGGACGAUUAUCAAACGAUCGUGACCGCGAUAGCGAAGGACAUAUGCAACAAGAGCAAGUACCGCGUUGCGAGAGAUAAGGAGCUACAGACGCUGCGGGCGACCAAGGUGCGAUUAGACGAGAAGACGCGCUAUUAUCAGGAACAAGUCGAAUUCUAUAAUGAAUACAUAAAGGGGUGUCUUCAGAAUCUGCACAGCGGCAAGAGUUCGCUUCGUGCGUAUCAGACGACGCAGAAGGAUGAGUAUACGCAGUGCAAAUUGAAAUCCAAGAUGACGGUGAAGUAUUCCGCGUGGAAAAUGCACGAGAAGGGUGUGCUGAUGGAGGUCGAUCGUACAUUGAGUCCGACCGAGAUGAAGAACGUUAUUUUUGAGAUAAGCCCGACGGAGCAAAGCGGCGUAUUCACCGUACGUUGCAAAUUCAUGGGGGUUGAGUUGGAGAAGCUCGACAUCAGCAUACAGGAGUUGCUUGAGCUGCAGUAUGAGGGCAGACCCUGCAUGGACAUGUUCGGUAGAGCGAAAAUCAAUGUAAACCUGCUUCUGUACUUGCUAAAUCGGAAGUUUUACGGGAAGAAAAGUUGAAGGUUAACUGUUUUAACAUUUCUUCUAACGGAAUUCGAAACAACGGAAUUGAUUCACGCGUAUUACAUGUGCAAUUCAUUGCUAGCACAAUGUCUUCUGAGCAAAAGCGUGACAAUUUAUUAUCGUGACGAGUAAUCGAUUUGAUACGAUUCUUUUUUAUAUUUCGAAAUCGUUUUCGAGAAUGUUGAUACAUUCUUGUAAUAUAAAAUUGCACGUAAUGGAGCAAAGGGGGGAAGAAGUUCGUGAAAUUUCACUUUUUCUUUAGAAAUAAUAUGAGCCAGUUGUCUUCUCAAUAAUGACGCAAGCGCAGUUACUUACACAUGCGUCAUAUACAAAAGGUCUGUUUUUUCUGACUACAAUAAUGUAGUUUCCUUCAAUUUUACUUUUGCCUCCUUUUUUGCUUUAUUUUCUCCUGUUUUUUCCUCUUAAAAUGUAAUUAUAUACUUUUCGACAAAGAAAGAACAGUUGACAACAGGGCAAAAAACAGACCAACGUUAAGUCUUUCCUUCGCUUUAAUUAUUAUAUAUAUUUUUUUAAUAAUCUGCAAGAUAUAGUGUAUAUUAUGGUGGUUUUUUACUAGUUUUAUUUCACAUGUUUGUUUUAAUAAAUAAACAAUUCAAACGUUACUAACGAUAUCUUAUAAACUAUCGCACAUUCCAGUAAUACAUUUAACAGCAAUUUGUCUAGUCUACGAUACAGCAUACAUUUUGUAAAUAAUCAUGUUUGUGAAUAUUUGAGAUACUAACAAUGUAGCAACGAUCGUUUGAUAUCAAAUUACAUGAAUGCGACGAGUCUAUAAAUUUAUUCGACUCAUGAUUGCGAAUCAGUAUAUGCGGACUUCGAAGUGUGAACUUAUGAAAUUAGUAUUGGUCCAAGUUAUAAUAGAAUGGAAUAAGGAAGCUUUGAUUGAUAUUGUAAUAUGUAUGAUUUCAGCAAUCAAAAAGAAUUAAAUCAUGAAUUUUAAUAAAAUAUUUUUAUGCACUA